AUGACAUUUGGGGCUAAAUAUUAUGAUUUGAUCCUCGUUUUGCUCAUCACACUCGGGUUAUCAAGUCUCCUUGCUGUUAUUCAAAUUUUCAAAUUGAAAAGCUUUACUUGGCCGAAGACUGGUUUCGAUAUCAGCUUUAAACUCAGCUCCCAGCUCACGGAAAUUUUCGAUCAAAACGCUGAAUAUGCUUUCUUCUUGGGAUUUCCUUUUGCUGGAUUGGCUGCUUUCUAUGCUGCGACGAAUAAUCGAUUGACGAUACCGGUUCGAUUAUUGUCGACUGCUGAAAACGCGAACAAAUUCGUGCAAACACUCGGCUAUUUCCCAACUUUCAUCUGUGAAUUGAGUCUGGUGUUCACAUGCUCGAAGGAUUUGACUUAUAUAUUUGACAGAGUAUCAUUUUAUGUCGAUUACUAUGAUCUUUUCAGUAUUUCGCAAUAUUGUCAAUUGUGUAUAUCAAUCAGUCGUUUCAUGGCUCUUUCCUUUGACGCGGCUUUCAUCAACUUUUUGAUGUGUGCACUUGACUGUAUGACUUAUCGAAACUUGAAAAAGCGAAAGAAGAAUGGGAAAACGACACGCACCGAAGUUCUGCUGAUGAUUCAGAUGAUUUCAAUGUCGUUGAUCGCUUUCAUCAACUCGCUUCUUUUUCCUUUUCUCAAUUUGAUGAUUAAUAUUUUUUUUGGAUUUAAUUUGGCUUACACGACGAUUUUCGUACUUAACUUUUUUGUGAAUCUUCUUUUUUAUCCGUUUGCAAGCAUUGUCUCGAUUUUGUUUCUUCGCAAAAGAAAAGAGAGAAAUUCGAAUGGGACAAGUGUCACUCAGUCAAGUUUGGUGGAUAGCCGAUGGACACGGAGAAUCUAUGCUUUUCUACUAUUCAUCUAUAGUCAGUACUGGUCAAUAUCAGAAAUCAAGCCGGAUAUCGACCCUUCAAUCUCAGGACAACUCACUCCAAUCAUUGAAAGGACUGAGGCUGUGGUACUAGUUUUGAGUGUUUUCAUCAGUUUUUUCGCUAUUUGGAACGUUCUAUGGAACGAUCGGUUGACUCUUCCAUUACGUUUGUUGGCAGCUAAUGAAAACGUCGAUAAAAUGAUAUUUGCUAUCAUUUACACAUAUUAUUGCGUGUGCGCAUACCUAGCAAAUGAUCAGUGUCCACAAGCGAUUUUCGAUUUGAUCACCACAAUCAACUCGUACGUUGAUUAUCAUAUUCUUAACGAUAUUGCUCAAUACAAUCAGCUGAUGAUCUCAAUCAGUUCAGCCGACAAGUCACAGUGUCUAAUUAUGAUGGCCAACUCCUUCCUAACUCUCAUCAAUACUCUAUUCAUGUAUUCGAUAAUGUCAAUCGUCAAUUUCUUCUUUGAUAUCAGUCUUGCAUUUCUUGUGAUGAGAUCGCUCGACUUUAUUCGAUUUUUCUUUUUCAAUUUCAUCAUGAGUUUGAUCAGUGUUUUCUGUUUCCGAAAACCAAGGGAUCAAAAAGUUCACCAAAGAACUAAUGACGGAACGGCUUUCACAGUGAGUAGAAGAACGACAAGAAAUCGU
Molecule: messenger RNA, 1533 nt
Organism: Mesorhabditis belari
Lineage: Eukaryota; Metazoa; Nematoda; Chromadorea; Rhabditida; Rhabditidae
Source: the annotation of a GenBank genome assembly